Cavenderia fasciculata is the source of this 3486-nucleotide messenger RNA. RefSeq names its product RapGAP/RanGAP domain-containing protein. NCBI's taxonomy places the organism in Eukaryota, Evosea, Eumycetozoa, Acytosteliales, Cavenderiaceae. The record is from RefSeq and is a predicted model, not a curated record. The transcript is spliced from 3 exons. Gene Ontology annotation, biological process: regulation of small GTPase mediated signal transduction. The coding region runs from base 1 to 3486 and encodes 1161 amino acids. Gene Ontology annotation, molecular function: GTPase activator activity.
AUGAAAAGGAGUCAAUCAGAAACAGUAUUGGGAUCACCCCAACCUGUUGACAGUAUGCUUUUGGGAGUGCCAGAUAACCUUAGUGAAUCGGAUGGUCUAGCACUGCAACAACAAGAAGAAGAAGAAGAGUCUCACAAUAUGAUGACAGAGGAGGAUGGAGAAGGAGAGGAAGCAGCUGACAACAGCAGCAUGCUCAGCUUUGAUCGCGGCGUUGAUAGCAAUAGUAACAACAAUAGUGACUAUGGUGAUAACGAUGACGAGGGGGUGUCUGUCGAAGACGACGACGAUGGCACACCAAUCAACCCCAACACCUAUCAACCCUCCCACCACACUUUGAUCAACCACACCCAAAAUAUCAACAACAAUCCUAUUUCUGCUACUACUACUACUGCUACUGCUGUUUCCGAUCAAAUUAAUAAUAAUAAUAAUAAUAAUACUGCAUACACAACCACCAAUAAUAAUAAUAAUAAUAAUAAUAAUAAUAAUAAUCAACAACUACUUUUAAAUUCUUCUUCUUCUUCUUUAGACAUUAAUCAUGAUGAUUUAAAUAAUAUUAAUAAUAAUAUUAAUAGUCUUGAUGAAUUAAAUCAACAACAACAGUUACUACUACAACAACCAACAUAUAUUAGUAGUACGGCAGCUUCACCAUCGAGUAGUAUUAAUUCUAAUAUUUCAUCGACAUCGUUGCCAUCGUCACCGGUCACCUCAUCGAUGACUCCAUCACCGUCUCCUCAACCAUCACCACUUCUCUUUACAAGUAAUAUACUCAUCAAUCCAUCAAUGGCUACCAAUAUUCCACAGGGAUCAUCGUCGACGAUGAUGAUGGAAGAGUACAAGAAAAACUCUGUAUUUUUAGUACCCGAGCCACCCGGCAUUGCCACUUCGCAACCUCAACAAAUAUCACCGUCAAAGUCUAAAAAGAAUAGAUCCUCCUUUUUACCAUCGAGUAGUCGUGGACUAAAGUCUUCGCUGUCUUCAUCGUUUUUGUUUAAAAAUGUGGAUCCUGAUGCUUUGGGUACUUCAAAGUCUCAAAAAAAGUAUGGGUCUUAUGACGAUCGUGCUCAUCUUGUCCCACCACCACCUUCAUCACACAGCUCGGCUGCAUCCAGUGCAUCUGCACCAUCGACACCAGGUGAUGUGUCUCCAACCGCUACCACUCCGGGUGCCGUCACACCAACCAAAAAGGAAAAGAAGGGUGUUAAAGGGUUCUUUAAGAAAUCGACUAGUAAUAGUAACUUGUGUGCCGAGAUUGAUGGACAUCCAUCGGCCUCAUCAUCUGCCUCCUCGCCAUCUGGCAUGCCAGUAUUGAGUGGUAGUCACACCAUCUCAACUGCAUCGGCCAAAAUGUAUACCAAUGCCAACGGUGGAGGUAGUGGUGGAGACUUGUCAGGCUACAAAAAGCGGUCGCUUGGCAACUUGUUUAAUCGUAACAAAAAGGAGAGUUCAUCGGGCAGUCUUAGAGACUCUUCCAAUUCCGUCAUUAUACCAGCCACCCCAUCAACAACUGCAGACGCUCCAACACCACUCAACAAGAUCAAGUUGUCGGUUUCUGAACACGACCUCCUCAGUAAACUAGAAGGUGAAGAUGUUGGUGGUACAAGUGAAAAGUCUGCAACUGCAUCAACAGCCACCGAGUUAAACAACAACAACAACAGUAGUGGUUUAUUGGAUCAAAAACCAUCACAACAACAAAUUCCAACUUCAAUAUCAAAAGCACUGCCAAGAUCUAGUAUGAUUGAUUUGGAUGGUAAAAUAAGUGAAACAUUGGCAACAUUGACUGUUGGAGGUGAUAUUACCGUCAUCUCGGCAUCAGCACCUGUUGUACCGGUUGAACCUUCCCAACCACUAUCUGAAAAGGAUCAAGCUAAAUUAUCAUUGGAACGUCAGUUGAUGCGUAGAAAGACAGUUGACGAAUUAAAGUUUGAUAAUAUCAUUGAUCAAGAAGACUUUGUAGAUGUAGACAAGGAACAAAAAAUGCGAGAGAUUAGAAAACAUAAAUUAUUUGUUGGUACUAGACCUGCCAAAAAGACAUUAUUUUAUAAUUUUAAUGAAAAGGAAAAGGAAAAGGAAACAACAAUAUCACAACAACCAUCACAACAAUCAGUCGAUGGAAUGGAUCAUGCCUCUUUGGCUCAAACACCAACACUCAAUUCAAUACUUCGAAAGCAACAAAAUGAUGCAAUCGAUAGGUGUUUUGUACUUAUAACUCAAUGUCCCGGUUGGAAACGAGACGUUGAUCAUGUAAAUAAUAAUAAUAAUCAAAAUAGUCAAAAUAUCAAUACUAAUAAUAAUAAUAAUGCAAUGUAUAAAAGUGGAACUUCAUAUUUAUUGGAAGAAUACGAAAAUGAAAUUAAACAUUAUUCCGAAUCAUUUGUUGGUGAAAAACAUAAAAAUUUUGUAUCAAUAGACCAUGCACAACAACCAAAUGGUAUCGGACCUGUAAUAAUUAGUAUUAAAAAGGAGGCAGAGAAAAUGGCAAAACGAAAAAAGGGUAAAAAGGAUCAACUUUUGGGAGACCAACAACAACCACAACAAAGAUCAUCGGUGACAUUGACAUCAUCACCAUUACAACAACAACAACAAGGAAACACACAAAUGAUGUCAAUGGAGAGAAAGUAUAGAGUUAUCAUUAGAUCACAAGAUGGAGAGGAUCGAUUCUAUCUAUCUUCUGGAAAGGCUACUCCUGUCGAAUUGAUGAAUACUUUAAAGUCGUUUAUUGUCCCACUCUCCAACCUCACCUUUAAACAAAUCAAAACUACAAAUGAAGUCAAAAAGAUGUUAAUGUAUUGGGAGAAUGCCCAAAUGACCAAGGAAUACAAAUUUGGUUUACUCUAUCGAAAGGCUGGUCAAUUCACAGAGAAUGAAAUGUUCUCCAAUACUACCGGUUCUGCAGAGUACCAAGAAUUCCUUGAUUUCAUUGGUAAAAAGAUCGAAUUAAAAGGUUGGAAUCAAUUUAAAGGUGGUUUAGAUGUUAAAAAUGAUACAACAGGAAGUCAUUCAGUUUAUGCAACAAAACAAUUUGCAAUUGAUGAAAAUACUUUCAAGGCAUCUAUCAUGUUUCACGUGUCUACAUUGUUACCAUAUUAUGCUCACGAUUCGCAACAGUUGGAGAGAAAGAGACAUAUUGGAAAUGAUAUUGUUGUUUUGAUAUUCCAAGAUCAUGGAUGUCCUCCAUUUGUACCUUCGACCGUCAUUACCGAAUUUACUCAUGUGUUUGUUGUCGUUCAACCCGUUCCAAAGGAGGGUGGAGAGAAAACAACAAGAUACGCCGUUUCAGUAACAUCCAAAGAUGGGUGUGCCCAAUUUGGUCCAGCAUUUUCAUCGACCAAGAUCUGGAGAAAGGAUAGCAACCUCUGGGAUUAUCUUAUCAUAAAGAUGAUCAAUGCAGAAAAGGCUGCAUUCUAUGCACCAAGCUUUGCAGAUAAAAUGAGAAGAACUAGAUUAGUAUUACUUAAAUCAGCUUUGGAUAAAAUGGAUACUUAUUAA